AUGGGUCGCAAUCAGGACACAGAGUGGCACCACUGGAAGCAAUUCCCGACCGCGAGUGGUGACAAAUUGAUGGUCGAGUGUCUGCACUGCGGGAACAAACAGCUUAAGAACGCGACUAAAUGUCGGGAACACAUCACCAAAUGCUUAAAGAGAUCCCAAGAAGUGAAACACGAGGUAAAAGACGCCAAUAAACCAUCGGAUCCGUCGCUGCAAAACAUUUGGCUCAACUGGAAACACGUGUCGGGAUCUGGUGUACGAUCUGUGGUCCAGUGUCUGCAGUGCGGGAACAGACAGCUUAAGAACAUUACUAAAUGUCGACAACAUAUCACCAAAUGCUUGAAGAGAGCGCAAGAGAGGAAUAAAGUAAUAAAAAGUAGUGAUGGAGAGCUCGUGGCCACCAAUCAACCAUUGGAUCCGCCGCCUGUGUUGACCGACGGAAUGGUCUACAUUUGGCGCCAUUGGAAACACGUGUCGGGAUCUGUUGUGCGAUCAAUGGUUGAGUGUCUGCAGUGCGGGAACAGAAUGGUUAAGAACGCCACUAAAUGUCAACAACAUAUCGCCAAAUGCUUAGAGGGAUUCCAAGAAGUAAAACAAGCGGUAGAAGACGGCUGCGAUGCCGACGGCGUGAACGCCAAUAAACCGUCGGAUUCGCUGCCGGAUAACAAUUGGCUCCUUUGGAAAGAUGUGGUGUCGUCAGGAGUGCAGUCAGUGGUCGAGUGUCUGCACUGCGGGAACAGACAGAUUAAGAAUGCGACCAAAUGUCGGAAACAUACCUCAAAAUGCUUACUAAUAGCUAAGCGGCUGAUCACUAGUGAAGAGUGUGUUAAUCGUGGCGAAGGCCCUCCAGUUGAACAAUACAGGCCACGGAUUUUCAAAUCACUUGAUAUUCACGACCUCUUGGAUGAGUUGAGUGAUGAGAAUAAAAGACUUUUAGACGAAUUAAAAUUCGCUCAAAAAUACAUUGAAUUUAUGCAAAACUAUAGAAAAUGUGUUUUAGUUUAUAAGCGAAAGUGUGUUUGCGUUCAAACCAUCGAUCAUAAGCCGAUUGUCCAGCGAUUGGAGACCAGUUAUGAAGACAUUAAGACACAAAUACAAAGAAUGCGAACUCAAAGUAUCGACGACUAUAGGGAUAGUGAAGAGGAAUCAGUGGCUAAACGCAAGCAAAACAAAGGAUUGAUUGCAUUCAACAACACAUUUAAUCGGAGCGUCAAUUUGGCGAACAGUCAAAUAGUGGCCACCGAUGACGACCGGUCUUCGGUUGGCGGGGAUUUCGGUGAUAAUGACAAUCCCAGCGAUGAUUCUUAUCAUGACUUUGAGCCCGACAUCAAGAAGAAGUCGGUCUCUCGAGAGCAUACAAACGAAGAGCGGUUUAAAUGUCAAGUAUGUGACCGAAUAUAUACCGAUCGACAGUAUUUUCGGGAACAUCUGGCCAUUCAUGCCGUCAAACAGGAGACCACUCUCGACGGCGACAAUCAAUCCAAUCCGAGUGUUGAGUUGAUUGACUACAGGCGAGUCGACGGUCGGAUACGAUGCCAAUGGCGUGACUGCGACAUGACUUUCCCGAAGCCCUUCCAAAUGUGGCAACACUACCGACGCAAACACACAACCAUAAGGCCAUACAAAUGUCCGCACUGUCCGAAGGCAGUGGCGUUUCGCAAAGAUUUGAAACAACAUUCAAAUUUUUGCACUAAAUCCUCCGAUAGAGGGGAUGCCGACCGCCGACUGGCCUACGAUACAGCCGAUCACAGCCACGAGUGUUAUAUAUUUGAUUGCCAGCGAGUGUUUGCCGAUAAGCCAUCGCUGGUCAGACAUACGAUCGAAGACCACAAAUACAAUUCGACGAACAAUAAGUCAUUUGCGUGCGAUUGGCCGGAGUGUGGCCUCGCGUUUAGGCAAUACCGCGCUCUGGAAAUACACCGAAACAGAGACCAUAUAAAUACCACGUCUCACGUGUGUCGCCAAUGCGGGGCCACUUUCCCGACGGAUCUUAAUCUCAAAGCACACCAAAAGAGAUGCGUUGAGUUGCGACUGAAGAACAGGAAACGCAAAGUCGUAGUGGAGGACACGGAUGACGACCACGACUCGCCUUCAGCCGCUCAGAAACGGCGAACGGCCGGUGAACUCGUGUUUUGCUGCCAAUACCCGGACUGCGGCCACGAGUGCGACACACAGUCACAGCUAAAGAACCACAUCAACGACUCCCACUGCCCAUCACUCCCACUACUUAAACCUCAGGCCAUCGUUCACUAUCAGUAUGGCUGCGAGUGGACGGACUGUGAGCGGCGGUUCAGACGUAUAGGCGAACUCCAAGGCCACUACCGGACUGACCAUAACUGCAAAAAGCCGUUCAAAUGCGAACUCCAAGGCCACUACCGGACUGACCAUAACUGCAAAAAGCCGUUCAAAUGUCACAAAUGCGACAAACAUUUCCCGAAACGACACGCAUUACUGCGACACAAGAGUGUCUACCAUUGGGGCACUCAUCCCAAGAUAGACUACCGGUGCGCUUACGAGGGCUGCGAUGGGGUGUUUGAUGAUCGCCACAGACUGGUCGCACACACGCGCAAAGUGCACACUAAGGAGACGCCGUACGCGUGCGAACAGUGCGACCGGCGGUUUGCGAUGAAAUAUGACUUAAACAAACACGUGACGCGUAUUCACAGCCAGGCGUACGCGUGCGAGGCGUGUGGCCACUCGUUUGACUCGACCACUGACCGCAAAGAGCACUACCGAGAAAACAUGGAUCACUUGCUCUACCCGUGCGAUCAGUGCGCGAAACGGUUUGGCGGUCGUCCCGAUCUGGACCAUCACCGGCGGAAGUGUCACCCGACAGACAGGGAGUGUCUAGUGCCCGACUGUGACCGACGGUUCGCCGACUGGAAGUGUCUGCGCGCCCACGCGCUCACUCACGGCACCGAUUGGCCCUUAAUAUGCGAGUGGCCGGGCUGUGAGCGACAAUUUAUGUCCACUAAUGAAGUCGCACAACACCGCAAGACACACACCGCGAUCGAUGACCACCGGUGCCCGCAAUGCGGUAAAACACUGCGAUCUAAGCGCUCGUACGACACACAUAUGGACAAUCAUCGGGCGGUGAGAAAGUACUCGUGCUGUUGGCCCGGAUGUGACCAGUCGUUCACCAACCGAUACCAGAUGGACGCUCACGUGUAUCAACACCAGGGCCUGAAGCCCUACCGCUGCCAUUUGGACGGCUGUCAGUACGCCUACUAUAGCCCAACAAUGUUGAGACGACAUUAUAAGGAUAAACACAAUACUUAUCAGUUGAUCAAAAACAUGACCGCCGAGUAUCCGACCAAACAAUUUGUGAUAACCAAUUCGGCGAAUAAAUAUUAUGAUUAA
This is a messenger RNA of Medioppia subpectinata, 3357 nucleotides long. Lineage: Eukaryota; Metazoa; Arthropoda; Arachnida; Sarcoptiformes; Oppiidae. The record is from the annotation of a GenBank genome assembly.